This is a messenger RNA of Amyelois transitella, 4594 nucleotides long. RefSeq names its product tRNA (guanine(37)-N1)-methyltransferase. The transcript is spliced from 2 exons. Lineage: Eukaryota; Metazoa; Arthropoda; Insecta; Lepidoptera; Pyralidae. Gene Ontology annotation, cellular component: mitochondrial matrix; cytoplasm. Gene Ontology annotation, biological process: tRNA N1-guanine methylation; mitochondrial tRNA methylation. The record is from RefSeq and is a predicted model, not a curated record. The coding region runs from base 810 to 2162 and encodes 450 amino acids.
UGCCAGACCGUACCAAAAAGUACGGUUUUCCGUACUAUUCAUCACACAACCGUACCACUAUCGUACCUCAGUGCAGACCGUACCUUUUUCGUACCUUUUCCAUAUUAGUAGUUUAUUUUUCACUACAACCUACAAAGGGUAAAAAACAAUAAAAAAUCGCCUUUUUAUGUUUUGCUCAACAUUCUGAAUUUGUGUUCAAAAAACUUUUUUCUUCCAAACAAAUAAGACUUAGCUGUUUGGAUUACAUUCAUUGCCUUUCUUACUAAGAAACGAUGAACUUAAAAAAAAAACAAAAUAUAGUCUGCGGUCUGCAGGACUCGAAAGAAUUGGCGGGACUAUCACCAAAUGUCAAAUAGUCAAUCUGAAACCGAGAUCGAACUAAAUAUUUAAAGAUAACUUAUUUUCACAAGUAUGAUUAGAAUUUGGUUUUAAUAUAAAGUACUGUGUUCUGUUGUUCGGAUAAUCACAUAACUGAUUGAGAAAACAAUACGAAUCUCGAGACGGAAGAAAAGUUAAGUCAAGAAUCCCGACCCAACCGUACCUUGAAGUUGAAAACCGUACUUUUUCAGAAAGUCAACAGUCCUUUUUUGGGAAAUCAUACUGGCAACACUGAGUGAAAGCUACACGCAUUUUAGAAAAGAAAAUUAUUUGUUUUAUUUAAUUAUCGUUACUUAUUAUAUAUUAAAAAGUAAUUUUGAAAGAUAGCUGUGGAUUCUACUGCAAAAAACAAGUGGAAUAAAUCCAUUUCUGACCUCAAAAUAGGUUAGUAUUACUAUGUUGCUUGACCAUAUAUUUUCCAUCUAUAAUUUAUGAUUUUUCGUGGUUGCCGCGCGGUUUCAUUUAUGAUGAAGACAAUCAAGGAAGUUUCCCUGGCCCCUGUUGAAGUGCGAGGCAUGAAACUAUUAGAUCGCGAAAAAUUCUUGCGUAAUGUUGCAGUGCCAAUUCUCAAGGUAACUGAGGAGAAUCUGUCUAAAGUAACACAAUGCUGCAGACCUUUCUUCCUAAAAUUAGAAAAUUUCAAGCCUGUACAAGAUAUAGUCAAUGAAACAUAUAAAAAAUGCAUUCAUCUGAACCCAGAAAAGAUUUCAAAUUGGACAGAUAUCACUGAUGAUGUUCGUACUUCUUUAAGUAAACAUGGAGUUGAUGAAAAUAACUUCAGCAUUAAGGAAGUUCAACUUUGUUAUGAAAACUGGCGGUACGAGACUAUUUUCAAAGCCGUUUUACCAGAAAACGAGGAAGGAGUAAGUGGUUUCUCACAAAUAGGUCAUAUCAUACAUUUGAACCUACGUGAUCAUCUUUUAGACUAUCGUCUACUCAUCGGUCAAGUGUUACUAGACAAAGUGAAGACUUGCCGCACUGUUGUCAACAAAAGUAAUGUUAUAGACAAUACAUAUAGGAACUUUAGUAUGGAAGUUUUGGCAGGAGAGGAAGACUUUAUAGUGACAGUAAAAGAAAACCGAUGUAACUUCAAAUUCGACUUUUCAAAAGUGUACUGGAACCCACGUUUGUGUAAAGAGCAUGAGAGAAUUUUGAGUUAUCUAGAAAAAGGAGACACAUUGUUUGAUGUUUUUGCUGGAGUUGGCCCGUUCUCUAUUCCGGCAGCAAAGAGGAACUGCACUGUUUUUGCCAAUGAUCUAAACCCUGAUUCUUACAAUUGGUUGAAUCAUAAUGCGAAAUACAACAAAGUUGACAUGUUUCGUUUUAAAUCGUACAAUCUAGAUGGCAAAGACUUUAUUCAUACUAUAUUUAAGGAGCAUAUUAUUGCAUCUUGUUCCAGUGAAGAUAAGAGAUCAAAAAUACAUGUGACAAUGAAUCUACCAGCCUUAGCGAUGGACUUUGUAAAAUAUUUCAAAGGGUUAAUAGAUGAUGUGAAUUUAUUUUCAAAGUUUGAUAUUGAAAUAAUAGUUUACGUGUAUUGUUUUGUGAUUGAAGGUGAAAAUGCAGUGACAAUAUUAAAUAACAGUAUGGGAUGUGAUAUGACAGAUUAUGUUGUUGAAGUUUUUGAUGUCCGAAAUGUUUCUCCUAAGAAGGAAAUGAUGCGAGUUACUUUUAAGUUGACAAAAGAUGUGUUGUUUGAUGUAAAGGACAGUGUAAAUGAACCCCCAGCAAAAAAGCUAUGUGUUGAACCAGAAAAGACGGAAAUGUGUGUUACUAAAAACUAAAAAAAUUGUUAAGUUUGUAUAUUUUCUAUAUCUUAUAUUAAGAAAUUGCCUUAGUUUUCUUUUUUACCUUAUGAUAAACUGUGAAAUUGUUCUUCGCAAUAUUUUUUCCUGUCAUAUUUUGAACUGAAAUGUUAGAUAAGGUGUCGUAACAUAAGUACAAAGGUUGUAUAUAUAAAAUACAUAAUUGUAAUAAAGAGUUGAACUUUGUACUCAAUAAUUGUAAUUUUAUUGUAACCUUGACCAUGUUAACUAUUUAACAACUAAGCCAGCACAACUAAAUACACACUUAUCAGGCCAUGUUAUCACCUUUGCACACUUGUAACUCAACCACACUCGAUCGGAAGUAAAUAACUCGAAUUUGUCUCAAAGAUAUUGAACUUGCUCUAUAUACGUAUGAUAAUUGCCUUAGUUAAUAAAAAUUAUGCUUCUCAUAAAAUAAAAAAUAACAUAUAUGUAAGUGUAUAUACGACAUCAGGGUGUCCACAUUCUGGAAAGUCAGGGAAAGUCAGGGAAAUGUCAGGGAAGCUUAAGGUGGUCAGGGAAAGUCAGUGAAAUUGAGGGGAAAGGAGAGAAAGUCAGGGAUAGUCAGGGAAAAUUGAGAUUUUUUCCCAGUGAUUGUAAAAUGAGGGAUUUUUUUCCCAGUGAUUGUAAUGUUUAUAAAGCAUCAAUCUGAAGUGGCCAAUAAGCGUGUGGAUGUCGUGUUGGAAACUUUGCACGAAUCCGACAAGAUAAAAGGGUUUGUCGCUGACAGUGCCAAAAGGCAAUAUCAAAAACUAAUUUCCGAAGCACAAAAUACCUGGAGCCAAAAAUUUGAAGAUUUUGAUUAUGAUAAAAUCGGUGUUGAUGAGUUCUACCAUUCACUUAUUGGAGGUGAUAAACAAUACGUAGACAUAUGGAGCGUUAUGAAAAUCUGUUUCAUCCUCUCCCACGGAAACGCGAGUGUGGAGGGCGGGUUUUCUAUUAACAAAUCUCUCUUGGUGGAAAAUUUACUGGAAGAUUCACUUAUAUCGCAAAGAAUUAUAUAUGACGCCUUGAAAAAUAUCGGUGGUCCUCAAAAUUUCGCUGUUACAAAAUCUUUGAUCACUUCAGUUCGAAAGUCACGAAGAAGAUAUCAGGAAAACUUGGAUAAAAAAAAAGAAAAAAUGUCAGAUGAACAAAAGAAAAUCAAGGAAAAAAGGAAAAUUGAUGAACAGCUAAGAGAAGUAGAAGAGAAAAAGAAAAAAUUGGAAUUACAGAAGGAAAAAGAACUCGUGGAAUUACAGACGUUAAAAAGGGCUUUACAAAUGAAGAAAAGGAAUAUGUGAUUAAUAAUGAUACCUUCCUACUUAUCAAUUUCAUUUUUCAAAGAUUAUAAUAAGCAUAAAAUAUUUAAUUUAGGCAUAACUUGGCAAUAAUUAUAACUUGAUAAUAAUUUAGUACCUACCUAUAUCAGCAGAUAUUUAAUUUUGUUUUAUAAUUAUAUGUGGAGGUUAGAAUUUUUUUGUUCAUUUAAGUUCGAAGUUUAAUUUUACUAGGUACUGAAACUGUUGAUUUUGGUUUAAGUCUUAUAAUUUUACUACAGAAACUGUUGAUUUUGGUUUAAGUCUUAUAAUUUUACUACAGAAACUGUUGAUUUUGGUUUAAGUCUUAUAAUUUUACUACUGAAACUGUUGAUUUUGGUUUAAGUCUUAUAAUUUUACUACAGAAACUGUUGAUUUUGGUUUAAGUCUUAUAAUUUUACUACAGAAACUGUUGAUUUUGGUUUAAGUCUUAUAAUUUUACUACUGAAACUGUUGAUUUUGGUUUAAGUCUUAUAAUUUUACUACAGAAACUGUUGAUUUUGGUUUAAGUCUUAUAAUUUUACUACUGAAACUGUUGAUUUUGGUUUAAGUCUUAUAAUUUUACUACAGAAACUGUUGAUUUUGGUUUAAGUCUUAUAAUUUUACUACUGAAACUGUUGAUUUUGGUUUAAGUAUUAUAAUUUUACUACUGAAACUGUUGAUUUUGUUUUAAGUCUUAUGCAGUUUAUGCAAUGUCUUAUGUUAUAAAAUUGUUAAUAAGAAAGAGUUCCUAAGUGAUAAAUACCGAUCUCAAUAUAUUUGCUAUAUAAAAUAAAAGAAAUUAAAAUAUUACCUGUAUGCAGUUUUACUCAACUUAUAAACUACUUUACAAAUAAAACAUACCUACUUGAAUGAUUAGGCCGUGUUCAAACCAAACUAACUGUAAGCCGCCGAAUGUGAGCAGGCUUACUAUGAGUCCCAGUGUACUAAAGAACAUGUAAUAACGUAUUGUCGGUUAUAUGUAAACGAAAAACUGAAUAUGUAUGGAAAUAAAAGGAGUUACAGUCAGUUUGGUUUGAACACGGCCUAAAUUUGGUCAGGGAAAUUUAAAAAAAUGGUCAGGGAAAGUCAGGGAAAAGUCAGGGAAUUAUUUUGAACAUUAGCUGUGGACAC